Conger conger (European conger) is the source of this 3739-nucleotide messenger RNA. RefSeq names its product leucine zipper like post translational regulator 1 (gene lztr1). Lineage: Eukaryota; Metazoa; Chordata; Actinopteri; Anguilliformes; Congridae. Gene Ontology annotation, molecular function: protein binding. The transcript has 21 exons. The record is from RefSeq and is a predicted model, not a curated record. Gene Ontology annotation, cellular component: Golgi apparatus. Bases 419 to 2827 code for a protein of 802 amino acids.
GGCAGUGAUGGUUUUGUUUUGGAUGGAGAGAGAUACGCAGAAUUUUCUUCUCUCUGUUUGUGGCGUUAAGAAUCUUCAGAGAUGUAGAUAGUCUCUUCUAUAGGUGUUUUCAUUUAUAUUGUAGUUUUGCUGUGUAAGACGGGUUGGAUAGCUAGCUGUUGUAGUGUAACUUAUAUUUACUGGUUUCAAUCCAACAAUUAACUAGCUUGCUAGCUAGCAGGCUAGCGAUAGCUAGUUGGCUAAGUUAGCUUACUCUGUCAUCAACUCCAAGUGCAUCGUACUAGCUAGCUACACACAAGUAAUUUUGUCUGUCAGACAAGUAAUUUUGCUAGAAAUCGUGCUAAUUUGCGCACAUUUUCCGUCUUGGCAUAGCAUACAUAUUUAUUCUGCAUUCCGUAUCCUGUUAUGCUGAACUUGAAUGUCAUGGUUUCCAGGAACCAUGUCUUGUAAAUCCAAAGUUGCACCGAGUGUUGACUUUGAUCACAGCUGUUCGGACAGUGUUGAAUACCUAACGCUAAACUUUGGUCCUUUUGAAACUGUCCAUCGUUGGAGACGACUUCCACCGUGUGACGAAUUUGUGGGUGCAAGACGCAGUAAGCACACCGUCGUGGCAUAUAGGGAUGCGAUUUAUGUGUUCGGGGGAGACAAUGGGAAGAACAUGCUGAAUGAUUUGUUGCGUUUCGACGUGAAAGACUGCUCUUGGUGCAGGGCUUUUACAACCGGCACACCCCCUGCGCCCAGGUACCACCAUUCCGCUGUGGUCUAUGGGAGUAGCAUGUUCGUUUUUGGCGGCUACACAGGGGACAUCUACUCCAACUCAAAUCUGAAGAACAAAAACGACUUAUUUGAGUACAAAUUUGCUACGGGCCAGUGGGCAGAGUGGAAAGUGGAGGGGAGGUUGCCGGUUGCCAGGUCAGCCCAUGGAGCCACAGUCUACAACGAUAAGCUUUGGAUUUUUGCCGGAUAUGAUGGAAAUGCCAGGUUAAACGACAUGUGGACGAUCAGUCUGCAGGAUCGAGAACAAGCGUGCUGGGAGGAGAUCGAGCAGAGUGGGGAGAUCCCCCCGUCCUGCUGUAACUUCCCCGUGGCUGUGUGCCGGGACAAGAUGUUUGUGUUCUCAGGGCAGAGCGGCGCCAAGAUCACCAACAACCUCUUCCAGUUUGAGUUCAAGGGCAACAUGUGGACCCGUAUACCCACGGAGCACCUCCUCCGGGGCUCCCCCCCGCCCCCCCAGAGGAGGUACGGACACACCAUGGUGGCGUUCGACCGCCACCUCUACGUCUUCGGAGGAGCGGCCGACAACACCCUGCCCAACGAGCUGCACUGCUACGACGUCGACUCCCAGACCUGGGAGGUGAUCCAGCCCAGCCUGGACAGCGAGGAUCCCCUUGGAAACGAGAUGACUUCAUCUCAAGGGUUUAUCCUGAUGCCCAGCGGACGGCUCUUUCAUGCAGCUGCAGUCAUUCAUGAUGCCAUGUACAUCUUCGGCGGGACGGUGGACAAUAACGUGCGCAGUGGGGAAAUGUACAGAUUCCAGUUCUCGUGUUACCCGAAAUGUACGCUUCAUGAAGACUACGGCAAACUGUGGGAGAACCGGCAGUUCUGUGACGUGCAGUUCAUCCUCGGGGAGCGGGAGGAGCGGGUGCUGGGCCACAUCGCCAUAGUGACGGCGCGCUGUCGCUGGCUGAGGAAGAAGAUCCUGCAGGCGAGAGAGCGGCAGAAGCAGAAGAGCAAGCAGGAGGGCGGGGAGGAGGGCGAGGAGGGGGCCACGGGCGGCCAGAAGGAGGUUCCCACGGCGACCAGGCCCUCCGGCUCCCAGCCCAUGCUGGAGGUCAGCAUUCGGGAGGCGGAGGCCCAGCCCUUCGAGGUGCUGAUGCAGUUCCUCUACACGGACAAGAUCCAGUACCCUCGCAAAGGUCAUGUUCAGGAUGUCCUCCUAAUCAUGGACGUCUAUAAGCUUGCCCUGAGUUUCAAGCUGUCGCGUCUGGAGCAGCUGUGUGUGCAGUACAUCGAGGCGUCCGUGGAUCUGCAGAACGUCCUGAGCGUGUGCGAGAACGCCAGCAAGCUGCAGCUGGACCAGCUCAAGGAGCACUGCCUUAACUUUGUGGUGAAGGAGACGCACUUUAACCAGGUCAUAAUGACCAAGGAGUUCGAGCACCUCUCCACCGCUCUCAUCGUGGAAAUCGUCCGCCGGAAGCAGCAGCCUCCCCCGAGGGUGUACUCCGACCAGCCCGUCGACAUCGGAACAUCCCUGGUGCAGGACAUGAAGGCCUACCUGGAAGGGGCGGGGCUGGAGUUCUGUGACAUCACCCUGCUUUUAGACGGACACCCUCGGCCCGCCCACCAAGCCAUCCUAGCUGCCCGCUCCAGUUACUUUGAGGCUAUGUUCCGCUCCUUCAUGCCGGAGGAUGGCCAGGUGAACAUCUCCAUCGGGGAGAUGGUGCCCAGCAAGCAGGCCUUUGAGUCCAUGCUGCGCUACAUCUACUACGGAGACGUCAACAUGCCCCCGGAAGACUCCCUUUAUCUGUUUGCAGCUCCGUAUUACUAUGGCUUCUCCAACAACAGGCUGCAGGCCUACUGCAAGCAGAACCUGGAGAUGAACGUCACCGUGGAGAACGUCCUGCAGAUCCUGGAGGCGGCGGACAAGACCCAAGCCCUGGACAUGAAGAAGCACUGCCUGCACAUCAUCGUCCAUCAGUUCAUCAAGGUGUCCAAGCUCCCAAACCUGCGGUCUCUGAGCCAGCUGCUGCUGCUGGACAUCAUCGAGUCUCUAGCCGCCCACAUAUCCGACAAACAGUGUGCCGAGAUGGGCUCAGACAUUCAGUAGGUCUCCCGGCCCUCCGCCCGCGUUCUCCGGCCGGCAGCCCCCCCGCGGUCCCAGCACACACCGCACCGCACCGCUCCGCUCUAGUGCAUGAGCCACCACUCCGUCCGCCCCUCCAUCGCUUCUGCCCUCCUCCGCUUCACGUUUGCACCUCAGCCCGUUUUUUCUUUCUCUCAUUCGGCGCCUCAUGACGCAUGGGUACGUCACACGCCACGUCCUGUUCGUGACGUUCUGUGACGUUUCGUGACAGGGCAGAUAUCAUCAGGCCUACACUACAGCAUCAUUUCCCUCAAUAGCCAAAUUAUUACACAACGGUGAAUUUGUCUUAAAGUGAGAAUUUAGUGUGAUUUUUUUUUUGUUUCUUAUUUGGAAUGAAAUGUUACAUGUGAGUCCUGACUCAUUUCAUGAACACGAUCCUCUGGUUAUACCUCAGACGGGCGUGACAGGUUGUUUUGUUUGUGAAAGAUGAGUCCGCUGGGCCUUUUAUCGAGAGAACCUUUUAAGAAUCACAUUGCAGUGUCUUACUUUUAGAUAUAUGGUCUUGGCAAGCAAUUCCUCUUGGAACCAUUUCAUUUUUGCCCCGCUAUCAUUGAACACGCAACUUUACCCCGUUUAUGUAUCUGAUAACUGUGUUCGUUAUUUCCUGUCAUCGGGGACACUGUAUUGGUCUUGUAUCGCUUUGACAGUAUGGAUAGCUGUUAUAUGCCAAACUGUAUUUUUCAUCUCGCAAACCGUGUCAUUGUAAUAAGGUAAUACAUACAGUGCAACAUAAAACCUCCUUUUUACCUGCUUCAGCUAGUUGUGUAUGAGUCUAUGUUUGUUUGUGUACGCCAUGCUGUACUGUGAUGAAUGUGUGAUUAUGUUAGCCCCGUGUACUACAGUAUAUGCCUUAAUAAAUUAGGAAUAUGGAAUUCA